AUGGACUUGAAUGGUGAGGUACGACACAAGCGAAAGUCGAGCCCCGUGCAUAUAAAAGAUAGACCUUCGAAGAUUCGCAAGCCUGACAACGAUUUUGUGAACGGUUCGACUUCGAUAGAAAACGACCACGACUCAUCCACAUUAAUUCAGACCAUGGAAAGCGAAAUAGUCCAGCAGCCCGUGACGGCCUUGGCCGACAGCGUAGAGUGGCAGGCCACGAUUGAAAAAGUUGUGAAAAAGGUCGUAUCGAUACAUUUUUGCCAGACUUGCUCCUUUGAUACCGACGCGGCUAUUGCGAGCGAAGCUACUGGUUUCGUUGUAGAUGCAACGAGAGGCUACAUCUUGACGAAUCGACAUGUUGUGGGCGCUGGUCCCUUCUGGGGAUAUUGUAUCUUUGACAACCAUGAGGAGUGUGCUGUGCGACCCAUCUAUAGGGAUCCUGUCCAUGACUUUGGAAUUCUCCAGUUUGAUCCUAAGGAGAUCAAAUAUCUAGAGCUGUCCGAGAUCCAGCUAAGACCUGACCUCGCAAAAGUUGGGUCUGAGAUUCGUGUUGUCGGCAACGAUGCCGGUGAGAAGCUCAGCAUACUGUCUGGCGUCAUUAGCAGGUUGGACCGAAAUGCCCCUGAAUACGGAGAAGGCUACAGUGAUUUUAACACUAAUUACAUACAAGCCGCGGCCGCAGCUUCUGGAGGUAGCUCCGGUAGUCCUGUUGUGAAUCGGGACGGUCAUGCUGUAGCUUUGCAGGCUGGAGGCAGAAGCGAUGGUGCCGCGACAGACUAUUUCCUACCUCUGGACCGUCCUUUGCGCGUCCUGAAAUGCAUACAAGACAAGACACUCGUCAGUCGAGGUACGAUACAAACACAAUGGCUGAUCAAACCGUUCGACGAAUGUCGACGUCUUGGCCUCACGUCAGAGCAUGAAGCCGCUAUAAGAAAGAACUUCCCAAAAGAGACUGGCCUUCUCGUUGCAGAAAUCGUUCUCCCUGAAGGACCAGCAGACGGUAAAUUGGAGGAGGGCGAUGUAUUGAUCAAAGUCAACGAUGAGUUCUUGACUCAAUUCGUGCGUCUUGACGACAUCCUGGACUCGAGUGUUGGGUCACAGGUAAAGCUAAUGGUACAACGGGGCGGCCACGACAUUGAGGUUGAGGUCGAUGUCGGUGAUCUCCAUGCAAUCACGCCAGACCGUUUUGUCUCUGUGACAGGUGCUUCAUUUCAUGACCUUUCAUACCAGCAAGCCCGCUUGUACGCCAUACCCGUCAAAGGGGUUUUUGUAUGUGAAGCCGCUGGGACUUUCCGAUUCGAAGGCUCGGAAUCUGGGUGGAUGAUCGAAUCCGUCGAUGGCCACAAAACACCAAAUUUGGAGACCUUCGUUGAAGUAAUGAAGGGUGUGGCUGAUCGCGCGCGCGUUGUCGUCACGUACAAGCAUUUACGCGACCUUCAUACCACGAACACCAGUAUCAUGUACAUUGAUCGUCAUUGGCAUACAAAGAUUAGGAUGGCCGUACGCAACGACGAAACUGGGUUGUGGGAUUUUCAGAAUAUUUCCGAUCCUCUUCCGGCUGUACAACCAGUUCGGCGGAGGGCUGAAUUUCCACGCCUUGAUACUAUGGGACAUGAAGCUGCUACCGACGCUAUUAGAAGCUUUGUACGUGUCUCAUGUACAAUGCCCAUCAAACUCGAUGGGUUUCCACGAACGAGGAGGAUUGGGCAUGGGCUCGUAAUCAAUGCCGAGAAAGGCCUGGUCAUCGUUUCACGAGCGACCAUUCCCUAUGAUAUGUGCGACAUAUCCUGUACCAUCGCAGACAACAUGAUUGUUGAGGCAAAAGUGGUUUUCAUGCAUCCAAUCGCCAAUUAUGCUAUUAUUCAAUACGAUGCGUCUCUGGUGGACGCUCCUGUCAAAUCCGCGAAACUUGCUCAAGAGCCGAUCAAACAGGGUGCUUCCACUAUCUUUCUUGGAUGGAACCAAAACCUCCGAGCCGUCGUCACACCGACGACUGUCACAGAUAUCACCACCGUCGCAAUACCCUCAAACCCACAAGCACCCCGUUACCGAGCUAUCAAUCUAGACGCGAUUACGGUAGACACAGGAUUGAGCGGCCAAUGUGGUAGCGGCGCACUUGUUGCUGAAGAUGGCACGAUAGAAGCACUCUGGCUAAGUUACUUAGGAGAACGCUCAGGGGGAGUGCAAAUAGAGAAGGAUAUCGCACCCAAGCUUCGCAUUCUCAAUAUCGAAACAAAUACGAUACAGAUGUCGCAAGCUCGAAUCAUGGGCGUCACAAGCGAAUGGGUUGAUAAGGUAUCAGCGGCGAAUCCCACCCGGCAUCAGCUCUUCAUGGUGCGAAAAGUGGAUUGCGCGUCUCCUACUGACAAAGAGGAUGAAGCGUUUAAAGAGGGAGAUAUCAUCCUCACCCUGAACGACCAUCUCAUCACGAGUGUCUCACAGUUCGAUAUUAUGUACGAUCACGACUCCCUGGAUGCGCUCAUUGUCCGAAACAAAGAGUUGAUGCAGUUACGAGUCCCGACGAUACCCACUGAAGAUCUUGAAACGGACCGGGCCAUCAUUUUCUGUGGGGCCAUCAUCCACCGACCGCAUCACGCUGUUCGGCAGCAGAUCAGCAAGCUCCAUAGCGAAGUUUACGUCAGCGCUCGGACGCGAGGCUCCCCAGCGUAUCAGUACGGACUCGCGCCAACGAACUUCAUCACGCAUGUCAAUGACAAACGUACGGCGACGUUGACCGAAUUCCUUGACGCGGUCAACUCCAUCCCAGACAACACCUACUUCCGGCUCCGAGCAAGCACGUUUGAUAACGUGCCGUGGGUAGCGACCAUGAAGAAGAACGAGCAUUACUUCCCUACAAUGGAGUACAGCAAGGACGCAAAGGAGCCUAACGGAUGGAAAGUCCAAAAAUGGGCGGAGAAGGGAGGCGCAGAAGAUACUGCUGGUGGUCUCAUGGACGAGGGCGGAGGCGGAGAUGGAGGUGAGGAUGGUGGGGAGACGGGAGAGUGA
Messenger RNA from Bacidia gigantensis, 3006 nucleotides. RefSeq lists its product as uncharacterized. The coding region runs from base 1 to 3006 and encodes 1001 amino acids. Gene Ontology annotation, molecular function: serine-type endopeptidase activity; protein binding. The transcript is spliced from 2 exons. Lineage: Eukaryota; Fungi; Ascomycota; Lecanoromycetes; Lecanorales; Ramalinaceae. Gene Ontology annotation, biological process: proteolysis. The record is from RefSeq and is a predicted model, not a curated record.